AUGGGGAACAAAAAGAAAUCAGUGGGAGGCAAAAUUAAUUUUCUUGAACUUUUAACUUUCAUCCAAUUUUUAACUCAUAAACUAACUUUAACACCACCAAAACCUCACCUUUUUGUGACCUCAAAUUUACAAGCAUCUAUUUGGAACUGACCUUCUAAAUCUCGUAUUACUGAAAUAUCUAAAGCCAUCUGAAUGAAUAUGAUUAAGAAGUUUAAAAUAUUUAUUUUUUUUGCUCUACCUACUAUGUUAAUAGUUAAAGGUAUAUAUAUUUGUUAUGAUCAGGAGAUAUGAACUCUGGUAUUUUUUACUCAAAAUUUGGUAAAAAAUUUCCCUUUUUUUGGCUUAAGAUUAUUUAAUAUGAUUUGAGUAGAGUCCAAUUUAGGAGUAGAAGCGUCCAAUUUAGGAGUAGAAGCUCCUAAAGCUUCUUCAAUAUUUUUAGAUCUUCAUCUUUGAACCUUGAUGUACCUAUUUGGUAGUUUAGCUAGAAUUUUUGGAGAACUAUAUUAUAGUGAUUUUGAAUUACCUGCGGGUGUAGGUGGUGAGUCUUGUGAAAAAAAAACACCAUCUCCACGUGGACCUUUAACUUUAUAUAAAAAAGGUUCAGACUCAGGUGCAUCAGGAGGUUCAGAUUCACCUCCAUCUGCAAAAGGAAAUUCAGGUGCAAGCUCAGGUCCUAAUCAAGACCGAUUAGCACCAGAAACAGAUUCAGAGGAUGAAACAACACAAACAGAUCAAGGUCCUAGAUCCCGAGGUUAUCGUAAAACAAGAACACGCUCAAUGGUGCGUAGGCGUUGAAUACGAGAUAAACCAGACUGAGUAGAAGGUUUAUGAACAAGGUCUUCCACUGAAGGAGUGGAAAACUUAGAUGCUACUAAGGCAAGUCAAACUAAGUCAGCUGCAGAAAACUUAGAUGCUAUUAAGGCAAGUCAAACACCUAAGUCAGCUGCAGAAAACUUAGAUGCUGCUGCUAUUAAGGCAAGUCAAACACCUAAGUCAGCUGCAGAAAACUUAGAUGCUGCUAAGGGAAGUAAAAGUAAAAGUAAGUCAGCUGUAAAAAAAGCUGCCAAAGCUGCCAAAAAAUUAGCUGCCGAAAACUUAGAUGCUAUUAAGGCAAGUCAAACACCUAAGUCAGCUGCAGAAAACUUAGAUGCUGCUGCUAUUAAGGCAAGUCAAACACCUAAGUCAGCUGCAGAAAACUUAGAUGCUGCUAAGGGAAGUCAAACUAAGUCAGCUCCAAAAAACUUAGCUCCUAUUACGGGAAGUCAAGCACCUAAGGUUAAAGCUGCUUUGGCUGAGUUUUUGGGAAUAGAAACUUCUCAAUUGCAGACGACUGCAGUAGUUAGAGAACUAGCCACUAAGUUGGAAGAUGAUCUUCCAGGAUCUCUUGAUUUUGCUGAUCAGGAGAAUGGAAACAAAAUCAUUUCGAUGCUAAAACUUCGUGAAUUCGCUCUACAGGAAAACAAUAGAUAUAGAUCUACGAUUUAUAAAUCUUUAGGUCAGUUUAUGGAUCCGGAAAGCCAUAAAAAUUUAAAGGAGAUCCUAGAUAAACUCGAGGAAUCCAAGAAUUUACUUAUGACAGAAGGUCAAAAACAUAAAAAUACAUUUGACAGAAAUAGUCAGCAAAAUACUGCUUAUAAUUUUAAAGGUGAUAUGAAAAAAUAUCUCGAGCUUCAAAAUAAAGUUCAACAUAGUCAAAUGAAAAACUUUAAAUUAGCGGAAUCUAUUAUACAGAAAAAUAUCCAGCGUGAGUAUAAAUGUAAAGAACUUAAAGAUUUCCUCCACCAAGAAUUUCCAACUUCUUGUAGAGAUUUCAAUGACCAAGAAAUGAAAUUAAAGAAAUACUUUCUAAAUGCAUUUAAUCAGGCUAAAACUAAAAAUUAG
Neurospora crassa OR74A is the source of this 1881-nucleotide messenger RNA. Lineage: Eukaryota; Fungi; Ascomycota; Sordariomycetes; Sordariales; Sordariaceae. The record is from the annotation of a RefSeq genome assembly.